AUGUCCAGCGAUGCAAGCUCCGACACCGAGGGUUCCCCCGUGAUUGACUCUGAAUCGGACCCGGAAAGCUGGAACUGCGAUGAGGAGCAGCCAUUGGUCAACUAUACGGCCGAGGUGGAGCACAUCAUUCAGUCGAAUGUCCACGUUACGACAGCCAACGCCAUCAGACUGAACCAGGAGUACCAGCUGAAGCUAAAGCUGAUGCGCUCCAAGCUGGCAGGUAUGCUAGGCCAUUGUCGGGAACAGUUGCGCCAUAUCGACGAGAAAAUAGAAGACUGUCAAAGCCGCGCCGAACCGCCGAGGUCUGCUGGCAAACCGCGCAUCUGCGGGUACAUCUGUGGGCAGCCGUUUUUCAAAGACCACGCUCUCUACCCGGGCCCCCACAACGAGGACUAUCUGCGCCGGAAGAACGUGAUGAAAGAGUUCUUCCCCCUCGACCUGUACGAGGCAAGCGACGCGCUGUGGACGGUGAAGGAUAAGCUGAACGUGAAAAAGGCGGUCGCGGCCCAGAUGAGGGAAUUCUUGCAGCGCGAAAACGCGUUGCAGGCGAAGCGCUGCAACAACUCGACGACCGCGCAGCGCUUUCAGCGUGAACUGGACGGGCUGGGAUCGCUCACGGCCGAGCAGCUGUGGCCGAGGGUGAUCGCGUACGAUGGAAGCUACGGGGGCCAACGGUUCGUCGUAGAUUGGUUGAAAAUAUCGUACAUUCGCGUCAGCCAACGCCACACACCGGAGGCCUGCGAGGGGAUCUGGAACAACUAUUUGCGGCCCGGUUUACGGCGGAGUGCCUGGAAGCCGGACGAAGAGUCGCGGCUCAUCGAAGCGGCAACUCGGUACCGAUGCCAGGAGUGGGCCAAGAUCGCCGAGUACGUGCAGGAUCGUUCGGAGUACCAGUGUUUUGUGCACUAUCAGGCUCACUUCUCGCCGAUGGCACAGAACAAAAAGAUGCCCUGGUCCGAGGAGGAGGACCGCCGGCUCGUGGAGACGGUGGAGCGACAUCGCAUCGGGAACAACAUCAUUUGGAACAAGGUGGUCGAGAGUAUGCCGUUCCGCAACAAGAUACAGGUGUACAAUCGCUACAAGUUUACGCUUACGCGACCGAUAAAGCACAGCAAGUUCAGCGCCGAAGAGGAUUGCCUUAUCCUGGCGUAUGUGGAGCAGUACGGUACCGACUUCAAGAGCUUCCCCGAGGUAGCGUUGCUGCCCGGCCGUACCGUACGCCAAGUGUAUGCCCGCUACAAGAACACUCUGAGCUACGUUAACAAACGGGCGUCCUGGAGUUUGGCAGAGGACGAGCGACUGAUGCGUUACGUCGAGCCGUUCCUCGCCGACGGAGGCGCUCACAAGAUUUCGUGGUCGGACUGUGCCACAGCGCUCGGGAACCACUCGCGGCUCAGCUGCCGGACGCGUUACUACACGAUUGAACGGUUCCUCACCAAACACCCCAACGCCAAGCUGGAAGAUGUACCGCGCCGGGACACGAAAAAGCUAUCCUCUGCGGUGACGGACAAGAACUGGAGGCAAACGAUCUACGACAUCAGAAGCAGCAACCCUGCGGCUGGCGCACGUCAGUUUUGCGACACUUUGGCGAACAUCUCCGAGCGAAAGCUCUACGAACAGAUGAUGUUCAGUUUCCGGUACAAGUUUGGCUAUCGGCUGGAUGUGAGUUCUCGCCGGAAGCACGUCUACGCGGGGACGAAAAUGUUGCUCCAUCUGCUGGAAGGCUUCUAUCGGCAGGUGGAGUGCUCCAAAGUCGAGGCGUGCAACGUGCCGCUCAACAAGACGGAGGUGUCCACGCUGUUCACCGUCAUACAGUCCCCGCUCGAUUGGCCCCGGCUCGUGGCAACCCUGCGCUCGAAUUUGGCUCUGCGCACCACGGACCCGUUUGUCUGUCGCUUUCCACCCAGCUACAACACAGUGGUUGGGUUGCGCGGUGUGUGCCUCAAUGCGUCCUACGAACAGAACGAAGGACGAACUGAAACCAGGAACCAGGAACUGAAACGAAUGCGCGCGCCGGAUAAGCAACUUUUCGAUGAGUCGAUUGCACGCUUCGAAGAGCGGUUUCGUAUGAUUUUCCACUGGACAAUACUGCUGACCAUGCUCAACAUCGACGAUGUGGUACUUCAACAGCCGGCCGAACCACGGGAAGCAACCGGCGAUCCGGCAGCAGCGGACAGUGAUACGGAUUGGGAUUUGGACGAUGAGUUACUCAACCAGCAGGGUCUGGUGGCAGUAGUGUUUGGUGACGGCGAAGCAAGUCUUCUUGGUGCCAACCGUGAGCAGCAUGCUUUCGGUCAUGAGCCGACGCUUUCUGCUCACCAUCUGCAACCGUUGACGCUUGAAAGGUACAUGCGAGCACCCGAAGCCACAGCGGUGGUACCAGUGAACGAGUCAGGAAACCCCGGCAGUCUCGGCAACGCCAUGCAAAACAUUACAAUAAUCGAUCCAAAGGACAUGCCGGCGGCGGUGGUAGAGAACACCGCUCCGAGUGUUACUAAAGCAAACAAGCGCCCUGGACGACCGAAGAAAUCGUCCGAGUCAUCGAAAAAGGUAAACAACCGGAACGUGGCCAAGCAAACCGCCAGCAUGCUGACGGCGGCUCCGGAAAUCAAAGGUUCCACAAAAGAGAAAUGUAUAGCAAGCAAGCGCCCCGAGGCAGCUGAGGUGAUCGAGUUACCAUCGCCUGCGGUUACCCUGGCAACGACCCAAAAGAAGGCGCGCAAACCAAGACAAUCGAAGCCACCUAGACACCAAGAGCAGGAGCAGUCUUUGUCGUUAGACCAGCCACUGACGGCAUCCAUAACUCCUUGCGCGCCACCAACCGUCGUCGGCAGUGUGGUGGACUCCGAAUGGGUACCCGCGAACGUUUGCCAGAACGGGGCGAAUGGCCUUAGUGUGGGACUGUGUAGAACGGUCGAAACAGUCGACGCGCUUCCUGCACUCCAAGAUCGACGGGUUGACCGACAGGAAGUGCAGAGGCUCCAAACUGACCAUGACGAACAAAUCGUCUCUGUGCAGCAGGAUGAGGAGCCGCCACAGGGGACAGAACAGAACGUGCAACAAAACGUUGACUCCGACGAGGGUUCCACGUCCCCAGACAGCGAUUACGACGAUCUUAUGACGCAGGUGGACGAAUCUUUCACUGCUGUGGACAUAAUCCGCCUGUUAAGUGCCCGGCAGCAGGCGAAAGAAACCGAUUCGGAAACCGACGAAGCCGACGAGACGAGACAAUAAAAACUUGGCGUUUACCGUCGCUACAGUUUCUUAUUAUUCACACGCGCCCCAUACUCUGCUUGCACAGAGAGUGCAGGCUGAGAAGAUUAUAUAAUAAGAGGUUAAUGUUUAAUGAAUGGAUUAAAAAAAUAUGAAACCCU
Molecule: messenger RNA, 3374 nt
Organism: Anopheles bellator
Lineage: Eukaryota; Metazoa; Arthropoda; Insecta; Diptera; Culicidae
Gene: Pbp95
Exons: 3
Coding region: 1-3234 (1077 amino acids)
Source: RefSeq, a predicted model, not a curated record